Molecule: messenger RNA, 4929 nt
Organism: Kalmanozyma brasiliensis GHG001
Lineage: Eukaryota; Fungi; Basidiomycota; Ustilaginomycetes; Ustilaginales
Product: Inner centromere protein, ARK-binding domain protein
Exons: 2
Coding region: 1-4929 (1642 amino acids)
Source: RefSeq, a predicted model, not a curated record
AUGCCGGCAGCACGAAUGGCAUCCCGCCGUGUCCCGGCCUUCGAUGCCUCAGCAAGCGGCUCAGCUUCGAGCAGCACCAGCUCCUCUCCACUCACACCAGAAGCACAUCUGCUAGGUCAUGUCAACAACAUCCGCAAAUGCUGCGACAUAUCCCUCUUCCACAAGAACCUCCAGGAGCAGGGUCUCGACUUUCUUGCAGACAGUCUGUUGCACGCCAACGACAUCUUUGCCAAGUAUGCAACAACAUCACGCAACGUCGCGUCCCCGUCGAAGCUGGCAGGAGAGCUGCUCAAGUCACCCACCCGCACUCGUACUCGUGGUCGCGAUCUUGUAGUCGCAGCAGCUCGUACUCGUGGUGCUGCCAAUGUCUCGAACGAUCCCUUCGUUGAUGCUGUCGAGGUCUUUGACAAGGAGAACGCCCCUCUUCCCUCGCGCUCCUCGCGGUCACGCAUCGCUACCAUGGCGGAACCGGAGAAGGGGAAGGGGAAGGCCAAAGCAAAGCCAAUUCGAGCUGUCGACGAGGAGCCAUCCUCUCCUUUGUCUCGGCCCACCCGCAGAGUGCUUGGCGAUCUCAACGCACAGAAAAGCCAAUCACUUCCGCCCGUUCAGACGUCAAUGACCACUGCCAAGAAGACUGGCCGCAAGAAUGCCGUCGCCGAAGAUGACAGCAUGGCUAUCGAUGCAUCAUUACCAACCGAGCGACCCUCAGAAGAAGCGAUUCCGCGCGCCUCUACCCCUCCACUCCAUGUCUCUCCGCCAAAGACACGGACGCAAGAACAGCUGGGCACCCUCGUUGCGCAGCCGGAACGUCUGGACGCUAUCUCGGACUUCGACUCGGAUGACGACUCGGAAGCCGAGCAAGCCACGGCGACGGCGCAAGAUAGGGCCAAGGACGCACAGAGCCAGAACGCCGAGCCCACGGUCACGAGCACCGUCGUAUCACAGAGCUCGCGCAGCGACGGCAACACAGUGUCGUUCCAGCCUGACCUUAACGACACUGUUCGAUCCAGCGACAACACCGUCUCUGGCACUCUGGUCGAUCCGAAGCUCGAGAAUGCUCGCCAAGCGGCAUCAGCACUGCUGACCAGCAAGCUUCAACAGCAGAAAGAUGGCAACGCCGAAAAGCCGAUCAAGCGUACGCUAGCAUCGUACGGAGCAAAGAAGAGCUUGCCAGCCGCUGCGAACAACGCACGUCCCAGCAAUGUCACCACCACGCUGCAUCCUGCCUCGACACCUGCGGGCCCCGGCUUCCGAUCGAGCUUCCUCAACAAGAGUCUGCGCAAGCAGAUCGCUGAUCACGAAGCUCUAGAGAGUGGUGAUGACUCGGAAUCGGACUCGGACGAAGAAGAGAGUGGCCUCGUCGCUGGUGCGACAUUUGCCGCCAUGUACAAGAAGACGGCUGCCAACACACAGGCCAACACGCGUGUCAACGCCGCUCCUGCAUCAAAUAGCGGUGCCAGCUCCAAGAAGCGCAAGAGCGACGAAGCACUGCCAGCCGCGAGUGACGGCGCCUUGGGAUCGUCCGCACCACCAGCAAAGAUGUCCAAGCUCGGUACCGCCAUGCUCGCUGCCAAAUCGCAAUCGCAACCAUCGGCGCCAACGCCUGCAGCCAAGAAGGCACCUGCCGUGGGUCCUGCCUCGAAGCUGGAACAGUUCCGCAACAAUCUGGCUCAUGUGGCUCGCAGCACUGGAAGUGGUGCUAGCUCCAGCUCACACUCGCAGACAGUGGCAUCUGUUGCUUCAACACCUGCCGAAGAGGCCGCGCCGUUCUCUUUCACCUCUGGCAAGUCAUCUGAUGCUGAUGCUGCUGCUGCUGCUGCUGCUGCGACACACGCAAAAUCUGCUCCCGCAUCCGACGACUCGAGAGACCUGCACUCGAGGUCCUCCGACUCGAGCUCCGACUCGACGGAAAAGAUCGCGCCAGGUAUCAAAAGCGGCGAAUCGACCAUCAAGGCCUCCGCCAUUCCGCGUUCGCCCGCGCGUUCGCCUUCUCGCGCCGCUGCAAAUUCGCCUUUGCCGCUUCCAGCUCGCGACGGCAGUGUGCGCAAGUCGCCGCGCAAGUUGGCUGAGCAGAUGAAGCUGUCCCAGCAAGAGGCAGUUCGUUCGGCCUCGCCGGGUCCGAAGACCAAGGACACCGCCAGCCUCUUCCAGUCGAGCAGGAAUGCUGGUCCCGUCAGCAAGCAAGCACCACGUAGCCCCUCCGCUCAACCCCGCAGUCUUGCCGCACUCUUCGGCAGUCCGAAGCAAAGCACCAAGCUUCCCACUCUGUCUACCACCCCUGCCCACUCUCCACCCAAGAACUGGCAGGGGAGUCGAUUGCCGUUUGCACAGCCUUUCCAGCUACAACAGCAAGCACAGAGGGAGGCGAACAAGGUCUUGCCGCAGACUCCGGUGGAGGAGGUCGUCGAGCCAGUCGCCAAGGAGGCCCUCGAUAGUCAGCGCGUCGUUUCGGCAGCCUCGACGAUCCUUUCGACUUCCAAAGCCGGGGCCGAGAGUCAGUUCUUCGAUGCUCGUUCACGAGACAACACUCCUGAGCCGUUAGAGACUCCAUCUGCAUCAGCUCCAGUAGCAACUGCGGCGACCACGAAGGACGCUAUCUCGCUCUCGGACUUGAAGCUACCAGCAUCUGCUUUGGGUAAGAAGCCGGCUGCGAUCACGGCCGCGCCAGCUACAGCCACCAAGCAGUCUGGCAUCGCCAAGGGCAGCUCGCUUUCGCCCAAGAAGGUUGCUGCUAAGGCGCUCGGAAAAGCAGGGCCAACUUCUCCCACCAAGGCGAGCAGUCUUCGGGCUGCAGCCAAUGCGGCAUCACCAUCGAAGCUCAAAGCUCAAGCCUCUGCGCGAGCUGCGCAGCAAUCCGGCGCACCUGCGUCGUCCGCAUCUCCUUCGAGGGCAUGGGGCAUUGGUGAGAAGAUCAAGGGCUUCCUUGGCCUGCAUGCCUCCACUACGACCAACGCGUCUAGCUCAGCUCCUCAGACCAAGAUCUCGGCAUCCAGCACCUUCCAGCCACGAGCCAAUGGCGUUCCCACCAGCAAUGCAAAUGCGGCUGCCCCGAUCGAAAAGAUUGCGGCACCAGCAGCAGCAUCUGCACCUGCACCUGCAACUGCUCCCGUAUCCACACCUGUGCAGCCUCCUGCUAUUCCUGGCGCCUUGCUCGCCAGCCCUCCACCCUCGGCCAAGGCACCGCCAGUGAACUCGACGCCUUCCAGCGCUGCCGCUUCCGCGCCCGCGAAUGGCAAACUCACCAGCAUCGCACGUGCCGAGUUGCUGCGCAAGAAGCAAGUCGAGGAAGAGGAGCGCAAGGCCAAGGAGAAGGAGGAGCGCCGACGAAUGCUGAUGGCUAAGAAGGAGGAGCGUGCCAAGGCAGUCGCAGAGGAGGAGCUCGAGAAGGAGAACCGCAAACGUGCUCGCGAUCAGAAUGAUCGUGUCGGUCGAUCUGGUCUCGAGGAUGCUAGCAUCGCUUCAUCGACUGGUGCACCCGCAGCCAUCCCAGCCGCUUUGUUGGGCAAUCUUGUCGUCGGCGGAUCAGCCACAUCAGGCAGUGCGCACAGCGGCUCAGCCAGCUCGAGAACGAGCGCUGUCAGCAGUGUCAGCAGCGGACCGCCUACGCGCCCUGGCAGCGCUCUCAACGGCAGCUAUGCUGGUGUUAAGAGCCGCUACAUGCAGACUUCGACACAGCAACAGCAGCAACAACAAGCCGAGGAAAGCAACAAGAAGCGCCGCGUCACCAACGACAAGGAGAGCGGAAUGGCUGGCUUGCAGACGCAAUUCAAGCAGCAGCAGCAGGCGCAACACCAGACUGCCGGCACUCGUCCCGGCACUUCUGCGGCCACCUCGCAGAUUGGUGCGCCGAAGUUGGUCCGCACCGUCAGUCAAUCGUCCAUUCGACCCGGUGCCCCCGCUCAGGCUUCGACGCAGCAGCAGCAGCGUCCCCAGCCACCACAGCAGAUCAAGCUCGCCAUGAAGCCGGGCGUUGCAGCCGCGUCUGGCUUUGGAGCGGCGCCACGUAUUCAGGGUGCCGGCGCAUCAGCAGGUGCCGGCGCUGCCACGGCUUCGCUGAUGGCGAAUGGCAGCAAGACGGCACUCGGCCAGCCAUCCUCCUCACUGUCGCAGCCGGCAGCCAAGACGAUGGCCAACGCCAACUUUUCGUCUUCGAAUCCGUUCCAGCAGGCCAAGCAGCAGCAACUCCAGAUGCAAUUGCAAAAGCAAAAGCAGCUCCAGAUGCAGCAACAGCAACAGCAGCAAGCGGCAUCGAACGCUGCACAGGCUCAGGUAGCGGCCAACGCCGCAGCUUUGCGAGAGCAGGAGCUCCACCGAGCUGCACAGAUGCAGUUCCAGAUGCAGAAUGCAGCCGGUGGACGCUUCGAGGAGUGGGACGAUCCCGCUGCGCAGCAGCCAGGAGGUGGCGAUGCCGACGAGGCCUUACCCGACAUUGCGUCGGAGUACUCUGAUUCGGAAGACGAAGAGACGAUCCAGAAACGAGCGGCCAUGCCGACGUGGACGCAGGGUGACGAUCUGGACGCUGCGCUGCUUGCCCAGUCGACCGUCGACGCUGACGAGAUCUUCGGUAUCCCUCAAGGCCCCGUCGAGCUCGAAAAGAUCUUGCCAGGCGAGCGCACCGCCAACCGUAUCCGCCGUCCACGCACCUCGUCUGCCAACUGGUCCGGCCCAGAUGGGCUGGCCCAGUGGGAGAUCGACAGAUACAACAAGCGCAUGGGCAUCAAGGGGCCGGGAGUUCAGCUCACGAGGCGGGACGGAAGUCAUCCCCCACCACCUCCACCCGGCGUCAUGGCGAGACUGUCGAUGGCUCAACGCCAGUCGAUGUCGCACCAUCCGUUGGCUGGGGCCAGUGUCACUGCUGCUGCCGCAUCGUCGUCAAGCUCUGCCGCGCAUGCGGUGAAGAAGGACGACGGGCGCGGCAAGCCGCUUUGA